AUGGCUGACCAAAGGCAAACUCGUGGUCGAGCUGCGAUGAUACGAGAUGCACCUGAAGAGGCUCAUGAUGAGUCGUCUGUGCAUAUAGGGCAACAUGAACCGGCCAACGUAGCAGGUAGAGGCCGUGGGCGUGGUAGACCUAGAGGUAGAGCUAGAGGUCAAGCUGUGGAGGAACAGGAACGAGUUCAGGCUCCUGGGAUACCACAACAACCUAACGCGCCAGGCUUCGACUUUAAUCAGUUCUUAGCUGGAGUUGCAGCUAUGCAGGCUAACCAAGUGGAGAAUCAGGCUAUGCAUAGGGAGCAACUAUUGCAACAACAACAGCGUGUUGGUGCAAAUGUUGAUAGAGACAGUGUUUUGGCUUAUAUGCGGCUCAAACCAACAGAAUUUGAUGGUUCAGGCGAUGCAUUGGAUUUCCUUGAGGAAGUUGAGCGUAAUGCUAGACGUUUGCAGGCUGACGAGAGACAGUCAAUCUUGUUAGUUGAAAUGUCAAUGAAAGGACCAGCAAAAGAUUGGUUUCGACGUAUAAUUCAACCUACGAUGAAUCAAAUGACCUGGGCAGAGUUUGUUAAUCGGUACAGAGAAUUUUAUCUGCCAUUUUCUGUGAACGAGAGUUAUCGUGAUCAAUUGCUGAAUUUGAGAAGAGGAAAUAGGUCAGUGCAAGAAUAUGUGACGGAGUUCACUAGGUUGGGAAGAUUUGCACCUGAUUUGAUGGCUGAUCCAGCAAGGGCGAAUGCGAGUUUUAUCAAGGGUUUAGGACCCGAGUUUAUUAGCCUUGUUUCUGAUGUGAACCGAGAUUUGAUCCAUUUGAUAGACAGUGCACGUCAAAUGGAGACUUCGUUGGUACAGUUUGGCAGAAUUGUAAAUUCUACUGCACCAGUGUCGACAAGGAGUGAUCAAGAUGGUGCGACAGCCAGUACACAAAUGUGGUUUAAUCCAAGUGGUUUUACUGGACCGCGACGUAAAAAUUUUAAAGGGAAGAGUAAUAAGCGUUUCAAUACCCCUGGAGCUAGUUCAAGUGGACGUAGCUCAGGAAGUUCUGGAGUUUUAACUCCAUAUUGCCAGAAUUGUCGGAGGAGACACUAUGGAGUGUGUCACCUUGCUCCAGGAGCGUGCUUUGUUUAUGGCCAACCAGGCCAUUAUGCAAGACAAUGUCCAAUGUCAGGAGCACAAGGGUCUGCUACCAGUGUUGCUCAACCUUUUCAGCAGCAGCGGAGACCUAUGUUUCCGGCGGCAUCUGGGCAAGGUCAAACUGGUAGUACAUUUACUAGCCAGAGAGGAAGAGGUUUUGGUAAUAAUCGAGGUGGAGGAAGAAAUGGUGGAGGAAGAGGUACUGGUCAGAACUCUCAAGCGGAGGGGAGUCAAGCCAGGGUGUUUGCACUAAAUCCACAAGAGGCUCAAGCCUCUAAUGCAGUUGUGCAAGGUAUUUUUACUAUAGCUUCUAUGGAUGCUUUAGUAUUAUUUGAUCCGGGUGCAACACAUUCAUUUGUUUCACCGAGUUUUGCGAUUAAGAUGGGAAAGCAACCCGCUUACUUGCAAAAUCCAUUAUCAGUAGCCACGCCAAUGGGUGAAAGUAUGGAUGCGGACAUAGUUUAUUCGUCUUGUCCUGUGAAUGUUCAAGGACGAGAGUUGCUUGCCGAUCUAAUUUUGCUAGAAGUACUAGCAUUUGAUGUUAUAUUAGGUAUGGAUUGGUUAGCUCGACAUAAUGCGAGUGUGGAUUGUCGCGAGAAGUUAGUGACAUUCAAUACCCCUGGAAUUGAGGUGGUUUCACUUCAAAGUGAAAAAUUAAAAUCCACUGCUAGCAUAAUCUCAGCUAUGAAAGCUCAACGAAUGAUGAGAAAAGGAUGUCCAGCAUUCUUGGCUAUUGUGUUGGAUACAGAGAAAGCUCAAGGAACUGUACAGAAUGUACCGGUGGUAAUGGAGUAUCCAGAUGUUUUUCCAGACGAAUUACCGGGAUUACCACCAGAUAGGGAGAUAGAGUUUUGUAUUGAGUUAGCUCCUGGUACCAAACCGAUAUCAAUACCUCCUUAUCGAAUGGCGCCAGCAGAGUUAAAGGAACUGAAAGAUCAACUAGAGGAACUACUUAGUUGUGGUUUUAUCAGACCAAGUGUUUCACCAUGGGGAGCACCUGUUUUAUUUGUUAAAAAGAAGGACGGAUCAUUUCGGCUCUAUGAUAUUUUGAUCUACUCGCGUACGGAGGAGGAGCAUGCACAUCAUUUGCGCAUAGUUCUUCAGACAUUGAGGGAGCAUCAAUUAUACGCCAAGUUUUCAAAGUAUGAAUUUUGGUUAGAAGAAGUAGCAUUUUUGGAACAUGUUGUGUCUCAAAAUGGAAUCAAAGUAGAUCCAAAGAAGAUUGAAGCAGUUGUGGAAUGGAAACGACCAACUUCAUUAACUCAGAAGAAUGCAAAGUACGAAUGGACAGAGAAAUGCGAUAACAGUUUUCAGAAACUGAAGGAGUGUCUAACGACAGCUCCAGUGCUAGCAUUACCUGAAGGUAUUGAAGGAUUCACUGUUUACUGUGAUGCUUCAAGGGUUGGUUUAGGAUGUGUUUUAAUACAUUACUUGUACGGUGCAACGUGCGAGAUAUUCACAGAUCAUAAAAGUUUGAGGUAUAUUUUUGAUCAACGUGAAUUGAAUCUCAGACAGAGAAGGUGGUUAGAGUUGCUUAAGGACUAUGAUUGCACUAUACAGUAUCAUCCGGGUAAAGCCAAUGUGGUGGCUGAUGCGUUAAGUAGGAAGUCUGCGGGAAGUUUAGCACAUGUUACUAUAGAGUGGCGAAGGCCAUUGAUCAAAGAGAUCAAUACGAUGUUCAGUCAGAACAUCAGAUUUGAAGUUUCUUAUCUUGGAAGCUUGAUAGCCCAGUUAAGUGUGCGACCAACUCUAAUCGACAGGAUUAGGGAACUACAAGGUGAAGAUCCUCAACUAAAGCGUGUCAUGGAAGAGGUAGAGAAAGGAAAGUGUCAAGACUUCAGUGUUGUUAAUGGAACACUGAAGUAUGGUACCAGAUUAUGUGUACCAGAUAUUGAAAAUUUAAGGCAGAAGAUCAUGGAGGAAACCCAUGGAUCAACUUAUAGUAUUCAUCCAGGUUCUACCAAGAUGUAUAGAGAUAUUAAGGAGAUGUACUGGUGGAACGGAAUGAAGCGAGAUAUUGCAGAGUUUGUAGCAAGGUGUCCAGUGUGUCAGCAAGUUAAGCUUGAACACCAAAGGCCAUAUGGAUUUUUACAACCCCUACCCAUACCAGAGUGGAAGUGGGAGAGGAUUACAAUGGACUUUGUGAUAUCAUAUACUGCGGCGAAAUUGGCACAAGUAUAUAUUGACAAGAUAGUCAGUUUACAUGGAAUUCCCGUGUCAAUAGUUUCAGAUAGAGGUUCAGUAUUUACCUCUAGAUUUUGGGAAAGUUUGCAAGAAGCGAUGGGAACACGCUGGGAUGUGUAUUUGCCAUCAGUAGAGUUCUCAUACAACAACAGCUAUCAUUCCAGUAUCGAGAUGGCUCCAUAUGAGGCAUUAUACGGUCGUAAGUGUCGAUCUCCUAUCUGUUGGAAGGAAGUAGGAGAAACAAAAUUGACAGGAGCAGAGAUUAUCCAAAUUACCUCAGAGAAGGUACCAUUAAUUAAGCAACGAUUGGAAACUGCUUUUAGUCGCCAGAAAAGUUAUGCAGAUUCAAAGAGAAAAGAGAUAGAGUUUCAAGUUGGUGACUAUGUCUUUCUGAAAGUAUCACCAAUGAAGGGUGUUUUUCGGUUUGGAAAGAGAGGCAAGUUAUCUCCAAGGUAUGUGGGACCUUACGAGAUUAUAGACCGCAUCGGAGCAGUAGCAUAUAAAUUAGAUCUACCGCCAGAUAUGUCACAAGUUCAUCCGGUGUUUCACAUAUCGAUGCUGCGAAAGUAUAUCGCAGAUCCUUCUCAUGUGAUUCAACCACAAACUGUAGAGGUUAAUGAGGAACUUUCUUACGAGGAGCAGCCUGUUGAGAUAGUAGAUACUCAACUGCGGAAACUUCGUACUAAGGAGAUUCCUAUGGUGAAAGUGCUGUGGAGAAAUCAUUCUGUAGAAGAGUGUACGUGGGAGACAGAGAUGGAUAUGCGUCAGCGAUAUCCUUACUUAUUUUUACAAGGUACGUAG
Molecule: messenger RNA, 4116 nt
Organism: Mercurialis annua (annual mercury)
Lineage: Eukaryota; Viridiplantae; Streptophyta; Magnoliopsida; Malpighiales; Euphorbiaceae
Exons: 6
Coding region: 1-4116 (1371 amino acids)
Molecular function (GO): nucleic acid binding
Source: RefSeq, a predicted model, not a curated record